CUCGAUACCGGUCCCAAAUGGAUCACGCCCCUCUUUUUUUUCACAGAUCGGGGGUGAUUUGCCUCGGCUUGGUAGCUGAACAAGCUGAACAUCGUCUUCAUAUGAUCCAUGUAUCUGAAAUGGUCCUUGGUAGCGCUUAGGCUUUCGAAAAUGUAGUCUUGACUACGAUAGGUGCUUAUCGUCGACGUAUCAUGGCUCAUACAUUGAAAGCUUCAUCGUCUACGAAGGGCUUCUUCCAGCCAUAUCCGGUUCUCGAACCUCAGUAUACAUCUGGAAAGUCGUUGGAGUCUCGAUCCUCAAAAUCGUCUCAGAAACUCUCAGACGAUCCUGUGCUCACUCGAAUCAUUCGUCUGUAUCUUCCCCAAGAAGCACAAAAAGAAGUCGGUGCAUCUAUUCACAAAUUAUCGCGCCGCGUGCUUGAGCCCGCUGUCCUGAGACAUUCCGUUGAGGCCGAAACGAAUGUCCCUACUCUACAUCCCUUGACUACAUUUGGUGAGGUAAAUAAGACCGAUCCACUCCGCACAUGCGAAGGAUGGAGGGUCCUCAAAGCAAUAGGUAUCGAGGAAGGUACUGUUUCCACGGCGUAUGAUAAAACCAUAACGAAUUACAACCGUAGAAUUGCACAGUUCGGUAUAGGUCACGUCUGGGGCCAUACGGCAGCGAUGACAAUGUGUCCUAUGUCCAUGACAGAUGGAGCGGCAACGCUCUUGUCUCGGCACUUGCAAGAUCCCGACGGUGAUCAGCCUGGUAGACAAGCUGUUCUCGCUGAGACAUACCGCCGGCUGGUCUCCCGCGACCCCAAGGAGAGCUGGACAAGUGGUCAAUGGAUGACUGAGAGAACAGGGGGUAGUGAUGUAAGCGGAACAGAGACAGUCGCUCGUAGACUCGCCAGGGAUGAGGUCGCUAGGGAAGAGAGGCUUGGGCUCAAUAAAGAUAGUCUAGGUCAGCUACUGGGACCUUGGAGUAUUGAUGGAUUCAAAUGGUUUAGCAGCGCCACUGACUCAGACGUCGUGGUACUUCUGGCGCAGACUUCUUUGGGAAUAAGUGCAUUCCUAGUUCCUAUGCGGCGCAAGGCCUAUGCCCACGACCCAAAUAAGCCUAGGGCAGGUGUAUUUGAAGAUGAUGCGACCGGGCUCAACGGUAUCAGGAUCCAAAGACUGAAAGACAAGCUCGGUACCAAGGGCCUCCCCACCGCCGAACUCGAGCUCAAGGGAGCGCGCGGAUGGCUCAUCGGCCAAGAGGGCAAGGGAAUCAAAGAAAUAUCUGCCAUCCUCAAUAUCACACGCAUCUACUCGGCCGCUGGAAGUAUCUCGUAUUGGUCCCGCGGCCUAGCCGUCUGCAGAGCCUUCUCCAAAGUGCGCAAAGCAAGAGGAAAAUUUCUAUACGACCACCCCCAACAUGUCCUCUGGAUGGCUAAUGAGACUGUGAAAUACUGGGCGGCAACUCAUUUUACUUUUUUCGCCGUCGCGCUAUUGGGUUGUGCAGCUCAGGGGUGGGAAGCAACCGCUGAAAACACGGCAUCGGCGCCCCUAAUACCCCAAGACCCUGCCCAUCAGGCAGCCCUAUUACGCCUCCUGACGCCCGUCGUUAAAGCACGGGUUCCUGUGGCUAGCACCACCGGACUCCGGGAGACGAUGGAGUGUCUUGGGGGCGUAGGAUAUUGCGAGAAUAACGAGGAUGGCGGAACAAUGAACCUGGCCAAAUUAUUUCGCGAUUGUAUCGCUAAUACGAUUUGGGAGGGUACUGCUAGCGUUAUGGCUGAAGAUGUUUGCCGUGUCAUCAAAGACAAGCGCAUUUCUGGCGGAAAUGUCAUCGAAGCCAUCUUUUGCCGUUGGGCUCUAGGGGUCCUGCGGCGCUGUCAAGGAUCUUUCAAGAAGGAAUGUGAAGUCGUUGAAGAAAAGCUGCAGGCGCUUGUUGCGCUCGUUCAGGGGGCCUCGGCGGAGGAUUUGGAGUAUCGUGGCAGAGACCUUCUAGCAUAUCUGGAGACGAUCAGUUGCUCUAUCCUUCUACUCUAUGACGCUAAUAGUGAUGGUGAUGAGACUGCUUCUCAUAUCGCUUCACGAUAUGUUCGGUCACAAGCAGUUAGUAGUAGCCUCAGCUGGCAAAGGGAUUCGAACCGAUUCAAUGAUGCAGGUAUUGAUUCCGAGAUAUUUCUCGGGGCCAACUUCAGACCGAAGGUACUGGAAGGAAAAUUGUAAAAGAUGAAACAGCUUUCGAGUUAGAUCGUAGUUCCAUAACGAUAUUACCUCAGUCAAAUUUCGAGUGUGAUUUCGGCUCACUAGACAAAGCAGUUGUCCUUGUUCUACAUACGCAAAGUUGAUAAGCUGAAGUAUUGAGCGGCCUUUGUCCUCUAACACAAACAAAUCGUUGUUUCAAGAAACAUCUAUAUAAUGCCAUUGAUAGCCAG
Molecule: messenger RNA, 2407 nt
Organism: Annulohypoxylon maeteangense
Lineage: Eukaryota; Fungi; Ascomycota; Sordariomycetes; Xylariales; Hypoxylaceae
Exons: 1
Coding region: 192-2198 (668 amino acids)
Molecular function (GO): oxidoreductase activity, acting on the CH-CH group of donors
Source: RefSeq, a predicted model, not a curated record